UGGUAACUUUCUUAGCCUAACCAGUCCGCACGACUGGUAUGUCGCAAGCACGACCUGGUCCACGAUCUCAGUCCCGCGCCGGCGCAAUCCUCUGCCCUCUGCCACGUCGCGGCUCCCGCUCGCCGGACGCGCCGCCGCUCGUCGGAUGCGAGGCCGAAUCAGACCUCUACCUCCGCACUCCAUUCCUGCACCGCACCCGCCUGGCCCGCGUCAUCAAGGAGCUCCGCCGCCUUGCGUUCUCGCCCACGAGCUCGCACGCGUCCUCUCGCCAGGUGCACUGCACCGGCACGCUCAGGCUCUCCCACUCCAAACCCCCCGGCGGCGCCCCUGCACGUCACCUCCACCUCUGCGCCCUUGAUCCACCUGGGAAACUGCCGCGAACAACUUCAGCGUCUGGCAGAGGAGUUUGGUCCAGAGCGCCAGAGCGGGCAAUGCAGCAUAUAAUCCAUCGAAUUAGACCCAUUUAUACCUAACUGGAACUUAACGGAGUAGUAGCAUGUAUAAAUUCUCCUUAAUUUCUACUACUAGUCGUGAAAGCUCAUGUUCUCCAGGUGUUGGAGAAGAUAAGGUCGUGAAAGAUCAUGUUCUCCAGGUGUUGGAGAAGAUAAACAGCGUACGAUGUACCGCAUGACAAUCCUUCAAGCCAUCUCAUUGCAGUCGCUCGUACAUCAGUCCUUGGCUGAGAAGACUUUUAAGCCCUGCCUCGUCGAGCUCAGCCUGGACACCGACGUGGAUGUGAGAUGCUACGCGCACCAGGCCCUCGAGGCCUGUGAUCAGAUCAUGGUCUCAAGCUAACUGUUAGCUGAUGAAACUGAAGAUCUGUUAGAUGAUUAUGCCAGUUUCACUCCGGACUUGGAUGCCUGUCCUUAUCAUGGGCGUCGCUCGCUGGCACCAUGAGAUGACAGAAGCUGCGGUUAGUGGCAUUGAGAUGUUCUCAGGGUUAUAACACUUGUGACUACAGAUUUAAUUAGGUUCAGAAACAUAAGAAGAAUAUGUAUGAUAAGUAGUUU
This is a messenger RNA of Lolium perenne, 1010 nucleotides long. RefSeq lists its product as uncharacterized. The record is from RefSeq and is a predicted model, not a curated record. Lineage: Eukaryota; Viridiplantae; Streptophyta; Magnoliopsida; Poales; Poaceae.